AUUUAAGGGAAUAAUAAUUGUAAGCCGUACUGCACCUGAAGGUCACAGACGCAUCCGCUGGGCUGGGGAGCGACGGAACUUGUCAGGGUCGCCUGCAUCAAGCCGCGCCUGUGACGACUGCCCGUCUCCCAGAAAGGAAAGAAGGACGGCGGUGAUGGAGAGGGAGUGAGAGGAGGUCGUGUUCGGGGAAGACGGAGGGAGGAGACGGGAGAAGGGAGGACAGGAGGAGAAUCGCUCCAGACAGGAGGACUGGAUGAUAAAAACCCAAGGCCUACAGACAUGGCUUCAAACUUCAACGAUAUUGUCAAGCAGGGCUACGUUCGGAUGAGAAGCAGAAAAUUAGGGAUCUAUCGCCGCUGCUGGCUAGUGUUCAAGAAAUCUUCCAGUAAAGGCCCUAGGAGGUUGGAGAAAUAUCCAGAUGAGAAGUCGGCCUAUAUCCGAGCCUGUCCAAAGGUGACGGAGAUCAGUAACGUGAAGAACGUGACCAGGCUUCCUCGGGACACCAAAAGGCAGGCGGUAGCCAUCGUCUUCACCGACGACACCUCGCGGACAUUCACCUGCGAGUCAGAGCUGGAAGCGGAGGAGUGGUAUAAGAUUCUGUCCAUCGAGUGCCUGGGGGCCCGACUGAAUGACAUCAGUCUCGGGGAGCCUGAUCUGUUGGCGGCGGGGGUGCAGUGCGAGCACACAGAGCGCUUCAACGUCUUCCUGCUCCCCUGUCCCAACCUCGACAUCUACGGAGAGUGCAUGAUGCAGAUCACCCACGAGAACAUCUACCUCUGGGACAUCCACAACCCCCGCACCAAGCUGGUCACCUGGCCCCUCUGCUCCCUGCGCCGCUACGGGAGGGACGCCACCCGGUUCACCUUCGAGGCGGGGAGGAUGUGUGACAGUGGUGAGGGACUCUACACCUUCCAAACGCGUGAAGGAGAGCAGAUCUACCAGCGUGUGCACUCUGCCACACUGGCCAUCGCUGAGCAGCACAAGAGGGUCCUUCUGGAGAUGGAGAAGAGCAGCAGGGUGCUGUCAAAAGGCUCAGAGCCAGGGUCCUACCCAUGCACGCCAACAGCCAUCCUGCCACGCAGUGCCUUUUGGCACCACAUCACUGGCACGCAGGGUGGCGUAGACACUGGCAAUGGCGACAUGUUCUCCAGCUCCCAGACAGACUCUGACUCGGACCUGCUUCCGGCUCGCCUGCCGUCUGAGCGCCGCAGCGCCACAGCCCUCAGCCGCCACCCCAGCUCCUUCCCCACUUACCCCGGCCAGUGAGGGGCGCUGCAGAUGCAGACUCCUUGCCUUUCCCCCCCUUUAGCCCUCCACAUCCACUGAGACUGGACUUCAGAGGCCCACCCCUCUGCCAGGGGGAGGGGGGGGGGGCAGUCCUGUGGGAGACAGGAUAUGGAGGGGUGCGGGCUCAGGCGCUCAAGGAAGGAUGCCCCCUUCUCGAACAAGGAGACCCCAAAAGCUUUAGCUCAGAAAAGAACAAAAGCCAGAGUCUGAGGAGUGGGAGGGGAAGCUGAGAAAGAUGCUCUCUUGUCCGUUGAAGAAGACCUGAGAUCUCGACAGCCUUCAUUUGAAAAUAAAGAAGUUUGAAGCUGUAUUUGUGCAUUUAUGCCUAAAGACUCAUUGAGAUUUUUUUAUUUGCCUUGGUUUUUCUUAGGACUUUUUUUGUACCACAGACACUUUAUAAAGAGUGCGUCUCUGUGCAUGAUCUUCCAGCCAUCUGGAACAGAGUCCUUUUGAAGUUUUGGGAAAGCUGUCUUUGAGCAUGUCUCGUGGAGGAAUUUUGUUAGUUGGAUGCUGAGCUGGAAUUUUUUCUUCAGCUUCCACUGGUGAUCGGAGACGAUGUGACCAAUCAGGCUGACUGCACUGGAUUUGAAAGUCCACAAAAGAUGCCUGCAUAGACUUCUGUGUACAGCAAUGGAGUGCCUGGUGUGGUUUUAUUUUUGGUUGUGGAUUAAAAUGUUCCAUUUCUGAAAAAGAGGAAAGCGGUAAUACAGCACAGAGCAAGCUAAGGCCAUGUUGUGUAGCAGCACAAUAUAAUUCAUUGCAUUCUUUAAUCCAUAACCUCUGUUUUCUUAAGAAUAAAGUCUGUAUGGUCACAGUUUUUCCUGGAUAUGCACAAUGACCUAGGUCACUCUUGCCUGUCUGUGUAUUCAUUGUGACUUACAAUUCCUUACCUGUUUGUGUUUCAGGAAAGGAUGGGUAUUUAGUGGAUUUCCUACUGCUGAAGAUCAUGGGGAAGCAUAUCUGAAUCCAUGCUUUAUUUCUGUUUCUUGUAGCUGCAGAAACAAGCAGAGAAAGUCUUGGCUUUUAAUCUGUGGAAUCUUAAAAGUGAUGACAAGCCCACUCAAGGCACAGGGCUAAGACCUGGUAUUGCCAGUUCAGAAGUCUUGCUGAGUGCCAAGAGAGAACAGAAACAUUUGGUUGUUUUACUAAUUUCCUCUGUACUGUACACUUGAGUGUGUGUUGGAUCACAGAAGUGACAUUCCCAGGGAUGACCUCCCAGAGUGUCUCUUUAUUUUUGUGGUUAAACUCAUGUGCAGUUUAACUUUCAACACACACACACACACAUGCAACAGAGACAUGGAAGUGGCUCCACCCGAGUCCCCAAAACACUGGGCUCCCAGUGUUCAGGUCUCAUUUGGAAUUUCAAGACAACAUGCUCAUUCCCUGCAAGGAAGUCAUUGGACCCUUCAGGGAAGUCAUUAUAACCUACAGGAAAGUCAUUAGAUAAGGUAUGAAAGCAGCUUCAAUGAAAAGCUGGGAAGGUUGUCAUAAAAAGGAAUAGGGUAACUCCAAACCUUCAUUCUCUCUUGACUCAUUUUCACACUAAAUUCAUUCCUGACUAAACAAGGAAUAAUUUAAUCUUGGAUUUGGUGGGUCUAUAUAUUUGUCAUCUUAUUAGUAUUGAUUUUAUUUGCGGCUGUUUUUCUUUUUUGCUUUCUUUUAAAUGUUAACAUUAGGUCUUGUUCUAGACCUUCAUGUUCUUGAAGUAACAUUUUGCACUUGGAAAUGAUUUUAAACAAAGUGUUUAGACAACUCAGGAGAUAAUCUCUUUAUAUUUUAAGCAUUUUCGUACUAUCGAGUGAUAUGCACAAAUCUCGCAGCCUGUCUUAGGGGCAAUUAACUUGUAGAGGUGCAAAUGAUAAGGGCUCUCCUUGUCCCAGCUACCUGCAUAGGAGAAUUUCAGACCAAAUACUUUCUUAGGGCUAAGGUGUUCCACUUCCCUUGGAUUCUACUCGAAACCAUAAACUACUGAUUCCUUAGAGUCAAUGUAGGUGGCUCAGAAUUGGAGAACUGUAGUAAACUUUAUUUCAUUAUUAUCUGAAAGCAAAUAUUUAAUGAGCUCUACUCUUACUUAUCCCAUCCAAUUCAAGUUAGCAUGAUCUGUUGACUUUCACGUGAUGCUGUUCCCAUGUAAUUUUUAUGUUGUUGUUGCAAAUCUGGAAUAUUUAUUACUUACAGAUUGAAUUAUGUGAAUGCAGAUUCAGUUAUGAUGCUACCAGGACAUGGUUUUUGCGGUGUUGUUUUUGUUGUCCACACAGAGUGUGGCAUCACCACCUCUUUUAAUUUGACAACCAGCAUGGUAGGUGAUUUGAAAAUCGGAAAAGGUUGUUCAUGUUAUUUUUAAGGAAGAGGGGGUAUCCUCCGCCUGCAUGAAACUAUAUAUAUACAGUAUAUUUCAGACUUCAUUUUGGUAAGCAGGACAUUCAAUCUCCUGAAUGAAAAUAUGAAAUAAAAAUUGUGCAUACUGUGGCUUUUGUAAAAAGCAUGAACAAGUAUCACAAAUAUUAGACAUAGUUAAGCCCAAGACUAGGUAUAAAUGAAAACAGGAAAGGUAGGCACCACUUUAAUUUAAGAGCCACUCUUAAUGAAAAUCAAGACACUUUUCUACAUUUAAAAACCUUCCCUGUGUGUUGGCCUGUACCAGUGUCAUCCCUGUAGCAUUUGUUUGGAAAGCGACAAACGAAGGACUCAUAAGUCAAAGGUGGUUAGUGAGUUUAAGGAGACACUGUCUUUAAUUGUGUUGAGGGAGUGAAUGUAUUUAACAGUGGAACACCUACAUUUCUAAGGCUAGUUAUAUACAGUAAUGCUGGAGUCCAGUAAAAAAAAUAAAUUAUUUAUUUCGCAUUGUCAUUGAGAAGGGCUAAGAUAUUGCUCAAUAUCUCUUCCCUCUGUAAGAUGUAUAUAACCUGGGGUAUUGUUGUCUCUGGGUUCUGUGUACAUAACACUAUUUAUUUUAUAUGGGUUGCACUGUAUCCUUUAGGCAGUGGAUAUUCUUAUGAAUGUGUGUUCCUGAAUCUGUACAUGUGUGUAAGCUUAGAGAAGUGAGAGAAAUAACAUUCAGAUGUCUUAUCACUUUUAUUUCUGUAGAGAACCUGCACACAACCCAGCUGUGUGUGUUUUGAACUGGCAAACCUUUUGUAGAUUCUCGGCCUCGGUUUUGAUUUGCUCUGACAGAGCUGAAACAGCAGCCUCCUGGAAAAGAUGCAGCUGCAGAAAACCUGUGUCAAAACCUAUCAGCCUAGUGAUACCGAAGAACAGUGUCAAAACAUUUGCUGUUAGACUGAAACUGCUGAGAGGGGUAUCAGAUUGAUUACCAGGCUAAUAACACUGAACGUGACAGGUGUCAAAAUGUUUUCUCGCAGGAUGGCUUCAGUUAAUGUUGCACAUCACGCGAGUUGAUGUCUGAGGUUUUACUGCAGUCUUCCAAAAGGUUACAUUGCGUCCCUGUUGCCAGGCCCAUACAGAAAUGUUACUGCCUCUUCUCAGUCUUUCCGUUACAAAGAGCUCACCUGCAGCAGAUGUGUACUGUAGGUACCUCAUUCUCUUCUAGGACUUGAAUUUUCUGCCUUAAGACCAUUUUUCUCUUCCUUUGUUAGAACUAUACCUCACUGUAACAGGUAAUGUUUUUUUUCUUUUUUGGUGAGUGAAGCCGAUGUUUUCUGGGAUGGCAUUGCUGGUGCAUGUCGAGCCAUCCUGAUAAGUAUUCUGUGUGCCCUGUGUAUGUAAUAAAGGGAUGGGGGAGACAGGGCUGUGGUCGAUCAUUUCGGAUUCAUAGUCUAAUGACCAGAGGCCGGUCAUACACACAAUAUUUGCCUCGAAGGAAAAAAAUGAAGAAUUUCAUUUGAAUCCAGAAUUUCAGAAUAGCAGAGAACAUCAGUGCAGUUUUAGAAACUCGUAGUGGACUACAACCUGACCUGCAGCAAGAUUUGUUAAGGAUUGUUACCUUGGGAGGAAGCACAUUUUAAUUAAUUGUACUGUAGACCUUAGUGCACUUCUUAUAUCGUAGUCUCAGUUAACUCCUCUGACAGCACUCACUCUAUAAAAGACAAUUAAUGUUCCCUCAUUUUCAGGCAACUUCCCAGCAAGGAUCUGGUAACAGAUAAGUGAGCACUUACUUGAGAAAUGUGGUUGGGAAUAGCCAAAGUAAUGACUUUCCAAGUAAAAAACAAUAGAACAAGAACAACAGGAAACAAGAGUGUUGAAAAAAAGAAGCAACAUUUUGCAAAGGAAAUGCUUUUUUGAUCAGUUAUGAAUACACUGUCAUUCAACUGUAUCUGAAAUGUUCAAGAAUAUUAGAAAGAAUUAGGGCCCCAGUGCCACAACCAAACAAGAUGGGGGUGGAGGAAGGGGGAAAUACAUUUAAUCUUUGUGAUAGUGCAUGAGGAGAAGGGAUUUGAAAACCACCUUGAAAUUGCUAGGUCACUGGUCUUGAUGAUGGAAAAUUCAGAUGCAAGCCCCCAGAAAUCAGUGUGUAGUCUUCCUAACCAAGUAAACACUGUACCCACAAGUAAUUAAAAAGCAAAAACAUCUUUAGAGUUCUCAGUGCAGAAAAUGAACUACUUUACUUUCGACAGUACAGCAUCUGGUAAUCUGUUAUACCUAGAUACUGUAGGUAUAAAAAUGUGUUGAGUGUUCUUCCCCUCACCUGCUGCAGACGAGUUAGAAUAUUGUUGAGAUGUGCUCUGCAGUUUGUACUGUAUGAUGCGAAAAGGCGAUUUUUGGACUAUGGAGUUUUGCAAUCUGAAUUGAGACAGACUGAACCGGAUGAAUUAACAAAGGUAUAUUUGAGCAAAUAAACCAAACCACUUUAAAAUGCAUUUAAUUUCAUUUUAAUUUCACUUUAAACCAGUAGCCUAUGUUUUUGUAACUGAUUCUUCUGAAACACAUUAAAAUGAGCAGGAUAGCCUACCUUACUUAUUGACUAACUAAUAUAGAUGCUUAUUAUUUUUAUUGCAGUUAUGACUAAAUUAUGUAUAUAAAGUAAGGGCCAUCAAGCUGAGAAUACUUGAGUGCCAGUCUUUCAUUUUACACUCUUAUUUUUAAUAACUACAUUCUGUACAGUGUGAACUUUGUAUUUAUUUAUACAACUGUGUGAAGAACAUGCCUACAGCAUGGUUUUGUGUAGAUUUCAUUUUGAAGUAGGCCUGUGUUUUCUUUCACUGACAGUAUAAAUAAAAAUCCAUAGUUCCACAAUAAAUUGCAAAAAGAAGCACCUUAUUUUUCCACUAAAUGCCCUUUUAGUGAUAAAAUGUGAUAAAACUGUGGCCCUGCAUGUAAUAGAUUAUAUUUUAACCUUUAUCUGUAAUCUUAUAACCAAUCUGUCCCACAGCACUUUGAAACACGUGAAUCCAAUUUUCUGUAUAACCAUAUAACCGAGCAGACAUAUUACAAAGAUGAGAGAUAUUAGACUCAACAACUAGAGAGCUCUAAUGUUCUAUUCCACCCAUUUCCUUUCUUCUUAUUUUAUGUACUGUAGAUCACCCUUUUCCUGUGUUUCUGCUUAUGGUAAUGUCUGGUGUUCUCAAUACCCUGAUAUAUCUGCAUCACAAAUUGUUUAAUGCAACGCUCAACUUGGAGACCAAAUUUGCAAGUUCAUCAGUGAUCUGCUGGGCUGGUGCAACAGCUGCAGGGAUCUUUUUUAGUUCCUCAAAGAGCAUGUUGCCAUGGAACACACACUUGCAUGAAUUCUGUUCUGAUGUGCCAUGUGUCCUGUAAUGUUUGUGGUUGAACAUUUUGCAGUUUUACAAUAAAAAAGAUAAAAUGCUUUAAA
Messenger RNA from Lepisosteus oculatus (spotted gar), 7057 nucleotides. NCBI's taxonomy places the organism in Eukaryota, Metazoa, Chordata, Actinopteri, Semionotiformes, Lepisosteidae. The record is from RefSeq and is a predicted model, not a curated record.